Molecule: messenger RNA, 2584 nt
Organism: Diachasma alloeum
Lineage: Eukaryota; Metazoa; Arthropoda; Insecta; Hymenoptera; Braconidae
Product: sialin
Exons: 9
Coding region: 953-2404 (483 amino acids)
Biological process (GO): transmembrane transport; monoatomic anion transport
Molecular function (GO): transmembrane transporter activity
Source: RefSeq, a predicted model, not a curated record
CGAUCGCUACUCAUCCCCAUCCAUGUCGAACGUCUGGCAGCCGUAGGUAGUGGGGUUUUUCCCGCAAGGUUUCUCACACGAAAAAAAAACUUAAUAGCUCCUCAGUAUAUGGAUUCUGAUCACAUGCAUAUCGUUCCCGCAAUUCACUUCAAGUCGGUGACACACUCUAGCAGAAGCGAUGCAAAUAUAAACAGCCCACAGUCUAUCCGCGUGUGAAAAGAAUUAUAAAAAACUCUUUCCAUUAUGUAAAACCCGGAAGAAGUGAAUCAAUCAGCCGAUGUUGUCUGCCUAUUUAAUGAGUAAAUUAGCCUUAAAUUCAGUGAAACUAAAUGCGUCAUUUGCCGCUUGAUCAUUGCCCACCUCGUUGGCCACUGCUCCCACUGCCUCAGUAAAGUUCAUCGUACCAGUGAAUUGUGACAAAAAAAUUUGUGUUUCUGUAUUCUGUGUUGAAUCAACACAAACGCCCAGUGCUUGGACAACGGACAAGGUGAAUUUGGUAUAAACGGGGCUAUAGUGUACGGGAUCAUAAAUGAGUUUACGUCGUGAACGCGUUAUCAUCCUACCAAUUAUAAUAUUUACCAUUCGGUAAACUCAGUACAUGCGAAUACCGAAACAAAGGCAUCCAAAUACGAGAGAGUAAGCGGGAGCUGGAGGGGCGAGAGAGUAGGUGAAUGGCAGAAAACAGGAACACGAACUGCAGAGGGAGGAGUUUUUUCGCUGAGCAUAUACUUGAGGGGGAUAAGAGAUACGUGAACACGGGAGUUUGUUUAUUCUUCAGUGCCAUACCGUCAAUGGAAUAGAAAAAUCCGUACAGGAGCAUAUUUUGGCUGUCUCAAUCGCUGAUCUUUGUCGUUUGCAGCUAAUCAUGACAGAGAUUAAGACGCCUGUUGUGUCUCAGUGAUCUGCGAACCACGUUGAGAGGACCACGAUUGAAUACACUGAGGGAGCAAACAUGGCGGGAUACGUGAGAUUUGCAUUUGCGAUGAUGCUGUGCAUCGCAAAUAUGAUAAUCUACGGUUUAAAAGUCAAUAUAUCAACAACAAUAAUAGGAAUGGUGAAGGUAAGAAAUACAAGUGAUGCGAGUACCGCGGUCCAAACUUGCCCAGACUUUGAAAAUACAGAUAGUACAAGUGGUAAUAGUGGACUCGAUAUUCAUGGCCCUUACAACUGGUCAGCAUUUGAACAAGGACUGGUGGUUAGCCUGUACUUUGCUGGUUACAUGGCUGGCAUGUUCCCUGCGGGAUACUUUGCCGAUAGGUUCAAUACAAAAUAUGUCCUGCUCACUUCUGUCCUUCUGAAUUCAUUGUUUACGCUGUUGGUACCAAUGGCAGCGGAAUCUAUUGGAGUUCUUUUCUUCCUGAGAUUCAUGACCGGUUUGGUAAGCGCAGCUAAUCUGCCAGUGGUCAAUGUACUUGUUGGCAAAUGGGUUGUCUACGAAGAGAAAAGCACUUGGGUUGCCAUCAUCAAUGCUGGUACAUCUAUUGGCACUGUCAUCUCCAUCUUCACCUCUGGAAAUAUCAUGAAAGAUAUUGGCUGGGAAUCUGUCUUCUAUAUCCAUGGAGCCCUUCCUCUCGUCUGGUGUGCUGUGUUUGCAUUUUUUUUCGCUGAUAAUCCAGAGACACAGAAAAUUAUUAGUGAGCCUGAGAGGGAACUCAUUGUUAACUCUUAUGGUCAUCGCAAACCUCAGUCAGGGAAGAGCGAAAUACCGUGGAGGGAUAUUUUCACGUCGAAACCAUUUUGGGCACUUGUCGCUACCAAUACGCUUGGUAAUUUCUGCUGGUACUUUAUGCUGACGCAGUUGCCACUUUAUAUGAGUAAGAUGUUGAGAUUUGAUAUCAAGAGUAAUGCUGCCAUUAGUUGUUCUCCAUACCUAAUAAAUGCUAUAACCAACCCUCUCCUGGGUAGACUCCUCGACUGGGGAAGGAAGAAAGGUUUCUGGUCCCAGACGAACGGAAGAAAAAUAGCAGUUGGCGUCAGCUGCAUUCCGCCUAGUAUUCUCAUGCUUGCAAUUGCCUACUCCGGCUGUGAAAGAAUCGGAGCAACUGUAAUGCUGGUGAUCAGCAUCGUGAUUUGUGGCGCCAUAUUCGUUGGUCACUUAACCAAUCAGAACGACUUGGCUCCAAACUACGCUGGCAUUCUGAUGGGAAUAACAAAUACACCAGGAACUAUCUCAGCAUUCAUUCUGCCAGCAAUUGUGGGAGAAUUAAAUGAAAAGGGCCACACUUUUGAAAGCUGGAGAUAUGUCUUCUGGCUGAGUAUCAUCUGUCAGCUGGGAGCAUUCGUUAUUUUCGUCCUUUUCGGUUCGGCAAAAAUUCAAGAAUGGAAUUAUCCUAAAGGAUCAGCAGAAAGAAAUGCAUUGAGAAAUGGAGACCGAGCAGAUGCUGAUGCGUCAAGAAUGAUCUAAUGAUCCUAGGACCAUAACAUUCAUUUAGAAGAAGGAUUUUUUGGUUUUCUGUCUCAUAUUAUACAAACUAAACAGAUAGAAGACUUUGAAAAGCUUUAUUGAAUAAUUAUCUAAUCAAUAAUGAUAGAUAAGCUGAGUAUUGAUAGAGAAGUAACAUUACAAUAUAACAGACCACCCGUA